UUGGUAUAUUUCUUAGGGUCAGACGGUAGAUUUCAUCGGAAUAUAUUGGCCUGUGUGACAGGAAAAAUAAUAUAAAAUGAACACAAAUAGAAUCCUGCUCCAAGCACAACAUUAGCGGCAGGCACGCGUAAAACACGGAAGAAAAUCGAGACGAGACUCGAACGCAAAAGGCAGCGGGUGUCUUGGAACGUGAAAAGAGGGGUUAAAGCAGCCAAAGUGUCCUGCUCCAAAAGUAAACACCGGUGACAGUGCCACCUCUGCAGGUGGAGCAGCAUCCAGCGAAUCCUCCACUCUAUGAGUGGUUAAGCGUGUCGUCUCCGAGUCUACUGUUGCCCCAGGCUCCAGCAGCAGCGGGAUUGGAUGAGGGAUGAGCGGCCUUGUUUAUAGGCAGGUGCGCGUCCCCGUGACAGUAGCAGCAGCGGAAGCAACAGAGGCAGCAUCAACAUAAUUUAAACCUCAAAGAAAAGUGAAAAACGGAAAAACAGAAAGAGAAUCGGAAAACGAGAAAACGCUUCGAUAAAUCGGUUCCUUCGGGUCGCCCAGGAGAGCGGUGGAGCGUGAAGAACGGUGCACAGAGAGCGAGUGCUGUGUAUGUGUAUCCGUGUCGGUGUCUCAGUGUGUGUGUGUGCGUGUGGCAGCAUCCUGGAAAAGCAGGAGAGCGGAAAAGCAGAGCAAAGUAAAAGCAACAUAAUCAACCAGAAAUAUAAAAACAGAGUUUUCCCCUAGACCCAACUCCUCAUCCAAUCCCGCAACCCCCGCCACCCAGUCCCCCAGCGUGCUGUCAACAAUUUCCCAAUUGUCGUCGUGCAAACCCUCGUCCUCGUCGCCAUUGCUGUCGGAGCAGUCACCAUCAGAACAAUCAUGGAAUGCCGCUGAAGCCGACCCCAGGAGAACCACAGCAGAGCAGAGCAGCUUUCAUCUCCUGCUCCUCCUGCUUCUGCAGUUCACUCAAUGCCAGACGGCUUCGUCACCCACCAGCAGAAGCUAUAGAUAUUGCUAUAGAUACGGCUAAAGAUACACAGAUACACACGCAAUGGCCAUGUCCAGGUGCAUGUCUAUGUCCACGCUGUGACCUAUAAAGCCGCCCGAAAUUCCCAGUGAAAAUUAAGUAGAAUCAACAGAUCCAGACUUAGUCUCGAUCCAGAUCCGGAACCCAGAACUCGGAUUACCCCACAUUACCGCAGUCUAGUUCCAACUCCAGUCCUACUAGCAGAAACAGAAGCGCAUCAAGAUGACCACAGACUUUCUGUUCCCUAAAAUAGCGGAUUGCUCCUAUGUGUCCUGUUACUGCGAGGAGAACGUGUGGAAACUCUGCGAGCAGGUGAAGCGGACGCGGCCCGAGGAGCUGGGCACAUGCUAUGCUGUGUUCGUGUCUAACGAGGGGCGAACGGUGCCGCUGUGGCGCCAGAAGGCCGGACGUGGCGACGAUCAAGUUGUGAUAUGGGACUACCAUGUAUUCUUCAUGCACAAUCCCUCGCCGAACCGCUGCCUGGUGUUCGACCUGGACACCACGCUGCCCUUCCCCACAUACUUCCACAAGUACGUGACGGAGACAUUUCGCUCCGACCUGGCACUGCGACCAGAGCAUCACAGAUUCUUCAGAGUCAUACCCGCAGACACAUAUCUCAUUGAGUUCUCCUCAGACCGGCGGCACAUGCGACGGCCGGAUGGCAGCUGGAUCAAGCCGCCGCCCUCAUAUCCACCCAUUCUAUCAAACACCAAUAUGCACUGUCUGGGCGACUUCAUCUGCAUGAGUGCCGGAAAGGGCCCCGGCGCCGUAUACAGCCUCUCGGAAUUCGUGCACAACUUCUACAAGUCGCCCAAUAUGGUUGCGCAACACAACAAGUAAAGAGGAUCCACAUCCGUAUCCGCGACCAGGCACACGCAUCCAUCAUAGUCCCAUAAUCGAUGUCCCUUAGGAUAAUGUCAAGAUAGUUUAGUUUUUGUGGUGCAGUUGCUAGCCAGAGAGACAGUUAAUUACCAAUUGCAUAUACAUAAAAACAUACAUAUAUAUACACAUGAAUAUAUUUAUGAUAUUGUAUUUUUGUAUUCAGAUUAACAGAUAGAAGACAAGCCAAGCCGCUCGCCGCGCUUCGCUGUGCUCUUCAGAUCAUUUAUAUUGAAAUUCAAUUCUAAAGAAAUUAUAAAUCUAAUUAUACAUUUUUUAUUGUAUGUGUAUUGUAUUCGAUAAAACACUCAUAGAUAUAUCAUACAUCGUAUAUCAUAUAGUAUAUACUGAUACGGAUCGGAUCUAGCUAAGGGCAGUCCAAGAAAUUCGAUUUUUAUUCGUUACUCUCUUCAAGUACUUUUUGAAAUCUUAACCCUUAAACCCAAAACCGAAAACCCAAGCCUAAGCGAAGGGCAACGCACCAAUUACGAGUAAAACUAUAACAUUUACAAACCAUUUAUGGGAUACAUACAAGAAUAUCUAUAUGGAAAUAUAUGAAGAUACAUAUAUACAUAUGUAGAUAUGGAUAUGGAUAUACUACGCUACGCUCUUGAUUCUGUAAUUACAUUUUUGGCUAAGCUAAAAGCAACCUUAACCUUAGCCUUAACCUUAAUCUAAAUCGAAGUCUACAUCUAAAUUUAAACCUUAAUCGUUGACUCGAAGCUAAAGCUAAAUCGAAAAGAAUAAUUAAAUUAAUGCUUGUUAACUUGUUUUACCGUAUUUAUUGUACACUAAUUACGUACUCGUACAACAAUUAUAAUUGUAAUUCGAAUAUA
Drosophila pseudoobscura is the source of this 2724-nucleotide messenger RNA. It is a transcript of the gene tun, whose product is annotated as N-terminal glutamine amidase tungus. The coding region runs from base 1232 to 1849 and encodes 205 amino acids. Gene Ontology annotation, molecular function: protein-N-terminal glutamine amidohydrolase activity; protein-N-terminal asparagine amidohydrolase activity. Lineage: Eukaryota; Metazoa; Arthropoda; Insecta; Diptera; Drosophilidae. Gene Ontology annotation, cellular component: cytosol; nucleus. The record is from RefSeq and is a predicted model, not a curated record. The transcript is spliced from 5 exons.